GAACACUGGCAGCUCCAAUUUAUCCUCAGGCCUUGACACGACUUUAUUUUAUUGGGUUGGGGAGGGCAUUGUUUCUGCGGUGGGCAAUUUUAUUGGUUGAUUGAAUAAAAGGCGGAUGAAAUUUAAAUGGGCAAUAUGCAUUCAAGCUUAUUUUUUUGUAUUUUAAAAGGAUGCUCUUUCAUUAAGAUUAUGCGCAUAGUUUGUAAUACAAAUUACACUCUUAAUAAACUGUAAGUAGCUGGGAUAAUUUGUAUUCGCUGUCUUUGCUUGUAGCUGUAUCCUUGUAUACUUUUUAACGUCUACAGCAAUCAGUAUGAAAGAAUUUCGAGUGGCAAUGUGUUAAACAAUACUGGCAGGUUACAGGAGGUGGAGAAAGUGUAACGAAAUGAAAUUCGCAACAAGAGCAAGGAAACACAAAAAGGUAACACUCACACACACACACAUACUUGGCUACGGGAAAAAGUGAAAUUAGUCAUUUGUAGCGAGCAGUUUUUAAGGAAACACAUGUGGGGUGUGGGCAAGGGGUGGCAAGGUGUAAAAAACAAAAAAGGAGAAAUAAGAAAGGAGGGCGCAAGUGGGCAGGGGCGUGGUCGGACACGGCUGUUGCACAUUCUCAUCGCAUGCAAUUUGCGCUGGAACUUUGCCCUCCUUUCGAGCAUUGUGUUUGCCAUUGAACACGCACACUGAAUGGCACUGCGAGUGUGUGGGUUGCUAUGCCUGUGUGGGUGGGUGUGUGUGUGUGUGUAAAACCAUUGUUCACAGACACACUCCCUAACACAGACACCUCGAAUUGCUGUAAAUGGGCUCACGGGCAGCAUUGUUGCUGUAAUUGUUGCAAUUGAGCGUAGUUCAGAACAAAAGCCGCCCACACUACUCAUUUCACCCACACACACAUAUAUAUAUUUAUAUAUGUAUUUAUGUAUAUAUACACAUGCAUAUCGAGCUCACAAUGUGUCACGCAGGCCUUCACUAAUGUUUUUUCUUUGGUUUUUUUUUGCGAGCUUUUUUUGUCCUAGCAAUUUGAGGCCAUUGAAAUGGGUCCAUUUGUAUGUGUGUGUGCCUGAUAAAUUAUGGAAUUGUUAUCCAUAAGUGUUGCAAAAUAGAUUUUCAUUCAAGUAGUAGAACGGUAUUUGUUUAGUCCUUAUGCACCAGAAACUGUUUGAAAGUGUAUCAAAUAGUGUAAAAAGUGUUGUAAAAGUGAUUGUUAUUCAAGAGGAUUUGCAACACUUUUGAUCCAAUAACCAUUUUAAACCAUUUCUCGAACGCCUAACAACUAUCUUUCAUCUUUGACAUAUCGUUGGCAUUCACCAUGUUCCAUUUCGUCGGGGUGUCUUAACCUUGUGCCAGCAAGAAAAAUGUCAAUUUCCUCGAGAAAAUGCUUCUCUAGAUUUUUACAUUCAACUGCAACUUGGAAUUGUCGAUGUGGGGGGAAUUGGCAGAGGAUAACAUACAAGCAAAACAUAAUUUACACGCCAAUAUCAUGUCGUUUCACACUCGUGUGCCUGUGUGUUCGUGUACUGUAUGCUGUGUGUGUUUGCCAUCUAGCUCGCCUGCACAUAUACGAGUACAAAUACAAAUACCAACAUCAGGCACUCAAACACAUACUCCUGCCGCUCACACACACACACACAUAAAAAUGAGGUCAAUAACAGGUAGAUUAUCAAAUAACUAUUACACAUUGCGUGUUGUACGAGACAUGAAGCCGACAACGACGAAGGCGACAGCUUUACGGUUAAGGAUGUGGAUGCGGUUUUGAGCACUGAGAAUAAAUGUUGGUAAAUAGAAAAUGAAUAUUUUUGACUUCAAAGAAAGGUAUGCUGAAAAGUAUGUUUUAAAUAUGUUCCACACUGGGCUGAAUUAAUAAUAAUGCCAAGGACACAUUGCAUGCCUUAAGAAUAAGAAAAAAUGUCAAAUAAAAGAGAUUUCUUUUAGAAAUUUUACGAACCAUCAUUUAUUCCCGCACUGUAGCUGUGGUUUCUCAUAUAUCGUGAUGCUGCACUGAAAACAUAUUGCCUUCGUGCCGCACAUCCGUCCAAAGCUUGUGGCACACGCUAGAGUCUUCAUAAGUUGGCUUCGUUCGCUCAUCUCUGGUUUCAUCACCACAUCCCUCGCUCCUUCGUUUCCUCGUUCCCCAACUCCGCCCCCUUUUGGCACCUUCACUGCUCCUCGAGGAGCGCCGCCCCCUUUUGCUUUCCUUGGCAUUUGGACAAGUGGCCCCGGCUCAUGUGGUUGGCAAUCAACGCCUAUACGGCUUGUCUUGCACCACCCACCACAAAAACCCUAAAAUCCCCAUACCCAUCCCCAUUCCAAUUCCAAUUCCAAUCCCCAUCAGCCAUGCGUGAAGGUCAAUUUAUCGCCUAAUGACGUUGAACAAUGACAAGGGAUUCCAGUUUGAUUUAUCUAGUUGGAAAAACGAACAUUAGGGCCAGACAAUCAAUAAAUUUCACCGUGGAUUUGAAAUUGCUGGCAUAAAUAUUCAUGUAUGUAAAUUGAACUUAUUUAUCUGUUGAAAUAUGCAUUCAUAUUCUUGGUUCCACUCCAUUACCAUUGGAAAUACGCUAAAUGUUUAAUACAGCUUUCUUGUUAAAUACAAUAGAUUAGUCCGCAAGCUCGUAAGUGUUUCCCCUUUUUUUUUUUGGCGACGCACAUGUUUGUUUACAAAUGUUUGUUUACAAACAUGAGUUAAGUGUGCACAAUAACAGAGGCACCUGCCACGAUAACAAACUGUCGGGAAAACGGCUAUUAAAAGCACGCGGAUUUGGCUAAAAACCAACUUUUUCCGCUGGUCACACUUUUUUCCAUGAAACACGUGCGCGAUUUGCUAGAUUUGCUAGAUUUGCUAGAUUUGGUAGUAGAAACACACAGACAGGAUGCAGAACUACAAACUUCCACUGAACAAGCGGCGUCUUCAACAGCGAGCCCAGGUGGAAACGCCGGAUUCGGUGUACUGGGGCCGACUGGCGAAACCAGAACUACUCAAGGAGCACAACGCCAUCGAUUAUUUGGACUUCAGUCCCAGCGAUCCUGACAACUUUGCUGUGACCUGUUCGGAGCGCGUUCAGAUCUACAAUCUGGUGACAAAGCUUUUGGUAAGGAACCUGUCCCGAUUCAAAAAGACCGCAUACGGAGCCACCUUCCGGCAGGAUGGUCAAUUCCUGGCCGCCGGCGACGAGGAAGGCCACGUCAAGCUAUUCGACAGCACUCGCAACAUCAUGCGUUUGUUCAAGGGGCACACGGCACCAGUACACCGCACCUUCUUUACGGCGGACAAGCUGCAGCUAGCCAGUUUUGGAGACGACAAGGUGGUUCGUCUGCGGGACUUGGCGAACGGCAAGGUGGUGCAAACGUACAAGGACACGCACACCGACUACGUUCGUGCUGGCGCCAUGCAUCCGCAGGCGGGGCAUGUCUUCGUCUCCGGCGGCUACGAUGGCAAGAUCAAUCUGUACGAUACGAGAGCGAAAAAGGCGGUGCAGCGCACCGUGGAUCACGGAGCGCCUGUGGAGUCCAUGUUGUUCCUUCCGAACGGUUCCAUUUUCGUCAGCGCCGGCGGCAACCAGGUGCGCUUAUGGGAUCUCAUCAACGGCUGCCGUCUGUUCACCAUGAUGUCGCAGCAUCACAAAACAAUAACUUGUCUGCGACUGGGAUCCGAUGGCAGGAGAUUGCUCUCUGGCGGGCUCGAUGGGAAGGUGAAAAUCUACGAUAUGAGCACCUACAGAACAGUGCACACGUUGACCUAUCCCAAUGCGGUGCGCAGCCUGGCUGUCGCUGACGGCGAUAAGGCAGUUGUGGCUGGGAUGGUCGAUGGCCAAGUCUCCAUUCGUCGCAUGACGGCAGACAGCAAGCCCAGUGAUUUGGAAAAGAUUCGUGAGGAUCUCGCUCGAAAUAACUUCACGAGUAGAAAACCCACGAACAACACCCAAGAGGGUGAUCCCAUAAUCAAGGACCGCGUCCAGGAGCCCAAAUUGAUAUCCUACGAUGUGCACUUCCUCCCGUUUAACUGCAAGGAGGCUUUGGACGAGGUGAUGCAUGCGCAGAAGAUGGAAAACCAGCCGGAGCUCGUUGUGGCUGUCAUCACGGACCUACUGCACCGUGGAUCACUGGAAAAAGCCCUCACGGGUCGUCGUGAGGCAGAGCUUGUCCGAUUCAUCGACUUCAUUUGCAACCACUUGGGCGAGAUGCGAUUCGUGCGCCCGCUGUUGAUGGCCGCCAGCAGGAUCUUGGAUGUCUUAGAGCAGCACUUGGUGGGCUACAGCGAUAAGCUGAUGGAAGCCUUGCAACGAUUGUCACUUGCAAUGCAGGAGGAGGUGAGGCUUACCGCCGACCUGAUGCGUUUGAAGGGUGCUCUGCAUAUGCAUAUGCAUGCAUUGCAAAUCAGAUAGAGGUCAGCUAAUCGAAUCUAAUAUUUACACUCACUUGCACCUAAUGAAUAUUAACAAUUGCUGAACAAAUGCAUGUUUCAUUGGCCUUUGGGAAGUGUUUGUUUAUUGUCUUGGGGAUCAGUUCGAAUGCACAUGCAAAGGCAACUUCUGCAUUUGAGGCGAAAUCCCAUUUCGUGCCCUAAUCCCAAACAUGCGGCGCCGCCAUAACCAAGUUAGCAACAUCCUGGUUCCGGUUAUAGAAAUGCGGUUAAGCAUUCAGCUUCCUAGCCUCGUCUUCUACAUUGGCCAAAGGAAUUUGGCUUUUCAGUCUCCUGAGCUUGUGUGUGUGCUGCGCCACCACACCCCUUUUUCGCCGCAAAAUGUUGAAGACCACCUGACGAUGUUGGAUGAUGAUGAAGUCACAGAGGGCCAGCAGGAUAUAUAGAAUCCAGGAUUCUGGAUUUAGGAUCCAGCAGUUUCGAGCUGCCAAAAACAAAUACGGCAAACUGACUGAACAAACAGAAAAACAAGUAGGGGGGAAGAAAAUGCCAAAAAAAAGGGGCAAAAUUUGGAGGAAAAGCGGAAGGAAAAAUUGAAAAGAGAAGGAACUUAUUGCUCGGCAAAGCGUGAAAUGUUUACGAGCGAGUGACGAUGGCGACUCAAGGGCUGGAGGAGGAUUCUCUGCUGGGGGUGUAGUGGGCAAAAACCAAACGGGAGGAGCCUCGUAAAGAGAUUUGUGUGUGCCUAGUGCAAAUCGCUCCCUCUUCGUAUUUUCCUCAACUUCUCGCACAAUUGUAAAGAAAAUGUUAUUAAGGAUUUUCUAUUAUAUAACAAAAAGGCGCACUAAAAACACACCCCUCACACACACACACAACCAUACAGAACGAAGGUGUGUCUGUGCGAGGCGCAUUAAGCACUUGACAUAUACACGCUUUGAAAAUGCAUCCAUCCGCCAUCUUUUUCUGCCCGCAUCUUCGUUACGAAGGCUUAUACAAAUACCCUUUCCCAGCCGUAGGGCACAAAUACUUUCCGGUGAAAAUAAGUUUUGUGUUAUGUUAGCGGUUAAGUACUUUGUGAUUGCGUAUUUUUAAGGUCACGUAAAUAGCUAAUACGUCACGUAGGCCAGAUUACACUUUCAGCCAUUAUUAACAUUGCCCACAUUGCGUAUACGUGACAGCUUGGUUUUAAUUGAUCAUUUUCAUAUCUUAAAAUAUUACAGAGCAGAGGGCCACUUAUUUAUGUUAAUAAUGGAUACUGUUAAUUUGGAACGAUACUUAAAGUCCAAUAAAAAUCGAUAAUUAUUUCGAUAAGUAGGAGUAACUCGUGAAAAUCGAUAGUUUAAGCAAAAUAAGUUAGGGUACGAGCAAAUCGCUUUUCGACUGCAUUGGGCUUCUCAUUUCGGGCGCAGGCAUUAGACGGCUUUUCAUCUACUUAGUUUUCAAAGUCCCACUUUCCUUUGCUUUCCCCAUGUCCCUUUCUCCUGGCAAGUGUGUGUGUGUGUGUGUGUGUGUGUGUGUGUGUGUGUGUGUGUGUGUGUGCGAGUGCGUCAGUCAGUCAGAAUGUUGACAAGUCGAUGACGGUUCCAACGAGUGUACUAUAUUUGUAUUUGUGCUUGUCCGCUUUUCCUCAGUCUCUGUCUCUGUGUGGGCGGGUGCUCAAGGUUCAGCGACGAACAUUAGUCAAGUCAACCCAAAAUGAGCGACCGAAAGUGGCGCAGUCAAGCAAAAGGGCUCUCGUCGUUGCAGCAAUGACUGAAUGAAUGAAUGAGCGGCUGACUGAGCGAGUGAAUGCGAGUCCGAAUGAAUGACGAAAUGCGCGACUGGCUGACUGGCUGACUGAUGCUGGUAUCCUUGAAGGAAUCUACCAAAAGGACUCUGCACAGCACAAGCAGCUGGAAUGCAUAUUUCUUCGUCCUGAAUUCAAGCUUCCACUUCCUUUCCCGACUUAUUUUCAUUUUACCUCGCGAUUCCUAUUUCGCUUGCAUCCAUCCGCCUUUUGUCACACUCUUGUGAAAAGUGGGCACACUGGAAAUAUUUUGUGAGAAGUAUGAAACAUCCUUACGCUGUGAUUUAAUCAUGUUAUUGGUUUAAUAUUUCGUUACUUCACUACUUGAAUGUAAAGUUUCACCACUUCGGAUGAAAGAAUGACUGGCGUGGGUUGUCGCGUAGCUCAGGUUAUAAACAUAGUUUCCCUUCCCUUUUGCAUUACUAUUAUUAUUAUUAUAUUGUCUGCUACGGUUUUCACGUUUCCUACACUCCCUAAUAUUAUUUUUAUUAUAUACAGCUAUGCUGUACUUUGAGUUUAACAAUGUCAGCCAUUUUGUUCCUUUGUGACGACGUCCUCGUGCAGGCAGAGAUGCAGUGAACACAAAUACCGUGACUGACACGCUUGGGUGGAAAAUGGAAAGUGGGUGGUGCCGCCAAGCCAGGAUUCCAUGGGGGAGUUAGAAAAGUCGGUGGCAGGCGUCGUUUGCAAUCUGCUGCAAUCUUCUCGAGCAAUUCGUCGCUCGCUCCGCGAGUCGAUUCAUCUUGCCGGGGUAAAAGUACAUGCCUUCGUUACGCAUUCUUUAAUUGAAUAUUUAUCUUGGCUGCUGAAGGAGCCCAAGUGCACAGCGAGAAAUAUCAGUGCAAAGCUUCACACCAUCAUAUUAGUUAAUCUAGUUAGUUAAUUAGUUAUUCCAACGUACGAAAUUCAUGCUAAUGUUAAAUCUUACAUUGAUUUAAAUGACUAAAACAUUUCGCAUUUUUUAUUUUUUUGGUGCAGUACACCAGCCGUGCAAAACGAAACCUUUUCACUAUCCAUUUUUCGGUGGAUAGGCAACCUGAUUCGACGUUGUCGCGUCCUUGUAAUUGCAACUAGAGCGAGUGCGCCUUGUCAGCCUUGUUUUUCGCCAUCGGUUAUGGUUAUGCAUUGUGAGCUGGAUGCUUGGAUGCUGGGACAGUGGGGAGCCAGCCCCCUUUUUACCCAAAAAAACACCCAGUGAGCUCGCCACUGAUCCGCCCAUUUGUAAACCAUAUCCGCAUCCUAGCUGCAUAUGCAAUGCAUCUAAAUUGCUUUCGCGUUCUGUUUGUUGUUUUUGCGGCCAGAAUCGCAUCUGCUUUGGCUUUGAGAUUUACGGCUUUGUUGGUCCGCCUUCCCUUUGCCGAUGCAUCUUCUUUGGUCGCCCAGCCAACAGUCUUUCAGCAUCUUCCAUUCAAUUUCUUUUCAAAAUAAGUUGAGAUGAUACUGCUCGAGAUUCUCAAUUCGCCGGACUCCAUUCUGCCAUUGGGUGCUGUGUGCACUCUUGCUUUGACAUUUUAAAUGUUAUUUAAUGGUGGCCGGAACUUGUUUGCUGCACUGCACCCAGGAAGCGGAACCUUGAAAUCCCGACCAUAAAUUCAUUAUUAUUAUUAUUUUCCCUUCCAUUCGAAGAAGGUGAAGCCGAGUCGAAGCGCUUUGCACUUGAUUUAUAUGGGCACUUUGUGCGCAAUUUAUGACCAGGCCAGAGAUCUUGACUUUGGCGACGAGUUUCCCAUUUUGUUGGUCAUUUGGUUGGUCACUUGCUCCUACUCUUCGACGGAUGCAAUGUGCAGAUAUGGCUUACAUGCGGAAAACUCUGGCCAUUUAAAGAAUUAUCUAAGAUUGUGUUUAUAUUUAUGAUUUUCCUGUAGUUAAUUAACUCGCAUUUUUUCUUGUUAUUUACUUUAACAAUAAGUGUGUCGAGUUAUGCAUAAGCACACACAAUUGUUUAAGAGUUGGUUGUACUCUCCCUUCCUUUUGAUCCUCUAAAGGCUAUCCGUCGGUUAACCGAUAUUUUUCGCAUUUUCCUGCAGCAUUUUGGCGUUAAUGCCCUUUUGCUAUCGCCAGGUAAACACUCGCUUUUCAACCCCCACGUUUAUGCUCUCCCAGUUGCGUCUUCUUAGUCGCUUUCCCUAUUUAUCACAACUUUAAUCUGUGACACGAUUGUUGUGGUAACAACCCAACCCUCGGACCAUCUGCUAAGCUAAGCUGCACCCGCGGCGAUUUCUCUCUGUGUAACUAAAUCACCAGCAAGGGGGCGGUGGAAAAAGGGGCGAAAAAUCUGAGGAUAAUUAAAAAAAAAAAAAAAUUAUACAAAUUACCAAGGGUCCUUCGGUUAUCCCUGCAGAGCUCCUGUUUCAGCUCGCUUUAGCUGUAAUUAAAUGAUGUUUAUUAAAUGUCCACCAUUGUUUAUGCCACGAGUGUAGCUUGCACAGGGUAUGUGAAUGGUUAUUCCAUUUUUGUUUCUUCAUAUUCAUACUUAAAGUAUAAAAUAUUCCUACAAAGGUUAAGUCUCUGGGGUAGUUAAAUACCUUAAACAUAGUUGUGAAGUGCAUGUGUUUGCUGUUUUUAAACAGAGGGUAUCAAGCGAGUUGUUUCCUCUGCUCUCUUUAAUCGUUUUGCAGCUGCAAAAGUUGUGUUGUGGCUCUGGUUGCGCUUUUUGCAUUGCCAGCCGCCACUUGAAAGUUGAAAUAAUGGCAAGACAAACCGGCCAAGCUUUAUGUACGAAUUAAAUUAUAUAUAUGUACAUAUAUAUACAUAUAUCUAUGUGUAUAUGCAAAAUGUUUGUGUUGUGUAUAGUACAUACAUAUAUUUUUGGCAAAGCAAAGGAAGCACACAAAAACCACAAAAAUGCCGCCCACGCUGCUGGAUGCUGAUGUUUUGUUGUGUGUCCUUGUUGUUGGCAUUUAGGGCGGCUGUCACGCCCAUACUUACCAUGACUCGCCGCCGUCAAAGGGUUAAGGAAAAUAGAGGGCUAAGGCAGAGGUCGGAUUUGAAGGUGGCAGAUGGUUUGGUUUAGUGGAAAAGCGGCAACACAUCCGCUUGCCCUUGCGGCAUAUCCUGCAGUUUCCUUCCGCCCCUUUCUACCGCCCCUCUUGGCCGAUUUCCCUCCACCCCCCGCACAUUUUGCCGAGUUUCCCCACCUGUCAGUUUAUCUAACACGCACUCCAGGCUAAAGAGCAACGGAAGGCGGUAAAGUGCCAGGGAAAACAGCAAAAAUAAAGGGGCAAGAGAAGCGAGACCAAAAAAUACGUAAAUUAACAAAACCUGCCGCCAAUCAUGGGUGUGUGUCUGUGUGUGUGUUUCUGUGUGUGCGUGUGUUGCGGGCGGGAAAAAGGAAGCCCUGAUGUGGAGAUUUUUCCCCUUUACCUUUCUUUUUUUUUUUUUUUUUGCCACCCAGCCAACGGGUUGCAGGAUAAACGGAAAAAGCAUGGAGAUACACUUUCAAUUUGAGGGGAUUCUAGGAUUUCCUGGCCACCAAAUGGUUCGUUUUUAGAACGAUGAUGGCGCAGAAAAUUUAUAACUAAUGAUGGGAUGGAAACUUGCAAAAGUUGAAAAGAUAAUCACCAGAUAAAAUUGACUAUGGAGUAUGCGCUUGCUUAAAAUUUGAGUUAAUAAAAUUUCUAUUGUGCAAAAUGUAUAUCUUUAAUCAUUUUAGCUAAGCUAAUAGUUAAUUUAAGUUUAGUAAUUUAAUAUAUAAAGAGUAUCUCACGACUUCGACUCGAUUUAAAGGGACUGAAACUGUCUGGCUGUGUGUGUUUUUUGUUGGCUCCUUUUGUGAGAAAACCAGCAACAGGAACAACGGAAAGGACUAACUCCUGUGGCGUGACUGUGGGUGUGUGUGUGCGUGUUGGUGUGAGUGAAAUUAGUUUGGGGCAACGAGGCACAUUUUUGAGAUUCAUAAACUUGCGUGCGUGUGUGUUAAUUUCAAGUUGACUCCUCGUUUCGCUCGUUUAAUUGGCCUGACUGACACUAAACACACACAAGGAUCAUUACAUACAAGCAGAACAAGAAGCGAAAAACAGCAAAUGAAGUUCAUGCUUAUGAAUUAAUGACGCAACUGGCUAACGACAAGCAACAAAAAGCAACGAAGGUGAAACCAAAUGGCGAAUGGCACGGGCUCUUGGUUUUUUUUUUUUUUGUAGGGUUCAUUGAACCCCGUUGUCCGUUGGCUUGACAAAUUUCAAUUAAUUAACUCAUUUCAUAUUCAUCUUCAUUGGCCCGAAAUGCAAUGAAAUCAUUCAAUUAAGCCAAGUCAAUAAUUCAUGGCUCUCGAAGGUCUCCAAGUGCCUCGUCUAUCGAAAUGUUUGGCAUUUAAGCAAUUGUUAAACUGCAUUUAAAGCAGUCAAUUGCUGCCGAAAGUAUUUCCUUGAUUAAAAUCGAAUGCCCAGGACUAAGUCAGUUGUAAAUGCUAAUUAAGUUAUGGGUAUGUUCUUUUCAUGGUCCUAGAUGCUUAAAGUAUUCAUAUAGCACUUGAAUUGCAUCACUUCAUAUUUGCUUUAUUAACAAAUUAACAUGUCUGCAUUCGCCGUGUAAUUCGCAGGCUUUUCAUCACCAUUUUUUUUAAGCCCAAAUCUUAAAUUGCUGCCCGUUGAGAUGCUGCGAAAUGAUUAUUUCGUGUCAUAUAAUAUUUACGACCAACAAAUUAUUAAUGCAGGGCAAAUAAUGGCGAAAAACGCAACUUCGCACAUAUUUGCAGAGCAUAAAUUGAGGCGAAAAGCGAAUAUACAUACAUAUGUGCAUAUAUCUCCAUGCUUAUGGUUGAAAGUCAAAAAGGCGAUCAUUUCAUUUACCACUGUCGCCCACACACAUCCAUUUAUACACAAAAAUAUGUACAUAUAUGAACCUUAUGUGGCACAUCUUUACAUUAUAUAUAGACAUGUUUGUUUACCUGUUACCGCCCACUUUCCCAUCCCCCUCUUCGUUUGUUAGCUUUGGUCGACGUCAAUUUAUUGAUACCCGCAAAAUAAAAAAAAAAAAAAUAAUAAAAAAAAAAAUGUGAGAAAAAGGAACAAAAU
Messenger RNA from Drosophila simulans, 11158 nucleotides. Its product is annotated as U3 small nucleolar RNA-associated protein 15 homolog. Lineage: Eukaryota; Metazoa; Arthropoda; Insecta; Diptera; Drosophilidae. Gene Ontology annotation, biological process: positive regulation of transcription by RNA polymerase I; rRNA processing. Gene Ontology annotation, cellular component: nucleolus. The transcript is spliced from 2 exons. Gene Ontology annotation, molecular function: protein binding. The record is from RefSeq and is a predicted model, not a curated record. Bases 2871 to 4382 code for a protein of 503 amino acids.